Molecule: messenger RNA, 621 nt
Organism: Eruca vesicaria subsp. sativa (arugula)
Lineage: Eukaryota; Viridiplantae; Streptophyta; Magnoliopsida; Brassicales; Brassicaceae
Source: the annotation of a GenBank genome assembly
AUGGUGGUUGGUGGUACCGAUACAUCUACAAACACGAUAGAGUUUGCGAUGGCCGAGCUUAUAAGAAACCCACAGUUGAUGAAAAGAGCGCAACAAGAGCUAGACGAAGUGGUAGGAAAAGAAAACAUUGUUGAAGAAUCACACAUCACUAAACUUCCUUACAUACUAGCCAUUAUGAAAGAAACACUUAGACUUCAUCCAACCAUUCCUUUGUUAGUCCCUCACCGUCCAGCUGAAACUGCCGUGGUGGGCGGUUACACUAUCCCUAAAGACACUAAAGUUUUCAUCAAUGUUUGGUCUAUCCAAAGAGACCCAAACGUGUGGGAGAAUCCGACUGAGUUUCGUCCCGAGAGGUUUCUUGAUAAUAAGUCUUGUGAUUUUACUGGAACUGAUUACAGCUUUCUUCCGUUUGGAUCUGGUCGGAGAAUUUGCGCCGGUGUAGCCCUCGCUGAGAGGAUGGUUUUGUACACUCUCGCGACGCUAUUACAUUCGUUCGACUGGAAGAUUCCCGAAGGACGUGUGUUAGAUUUAGAAGAGAAGUUUGGCAUUGUCUUGAAGCUCAAGACCCCUCUUGUUGCCUUGCCGGUUCCCAGGCUGUCCGACUCGAAUCUUUAUCUAUAA